GCGGCCGCCGCGCCGGCGGGCGGCAAGGCUCCGGGCCAGCAUGGGGGCUUCGUGGUGGCUGUCAAGCAAGAGCGCGGCGAGGGUCCACGCGCCGGCGAGAAGGGGUCCCACGAGGAGGAGCCGGUGAAGAAACGCGGCUGGCCCAAGGGCAAGAAGCGGAAGAAGAUUCUGCCGAAUGGGCCCAAGGCACCGGUCACAGGCUACGUGCGCUUCCUGAACGAGCGGCGCGAGCAGAUCCGCACGCGCCACCCGGAUUUGCCCUUUCCCGAGAUCACCAAGAUGCUGGGCGCCGAGUGGAGCAAGCUGCAGCCAACGGAGAAGCAGCGGUACCUGGAUGAGGCCGAGAGAGAGAAGCAGCAGUACAUGAAGGAGCUGCGGGCCUACCAGCAGUCGGAAGCCUAUAAGAUGUGCACGGAGAAGAUCCAGGAGAAGAAGAUCAAGAAAGACUCAGGCUCUGGGCUCAUGAACACCCUCCUGAAUGGACACAAGGGUGGGGACUGCGAUGGCUUCUCCACCUUCGAUGUUCCCAUCUUCACUGAAGAGUUCUUGGACCAAAACAAAGGCACGGGCGAAACGCCCACGCUGGGCACUCUGGACUUCUACAUGGCCCGGCUGCACGGAGCCAUCGAGCGCGACCCUGCGCAGCACGAGAAGCUCAUCGUCCGCAUCAAGGAAAUCCUGGCCCAGGUCGCCAGCGAGCACCUGUGAGGAGUGGGCGGGCCCACGAUGCAGAGGAGAAGCUGUGGGCGCGGCCCUGCCCCACCCCACCCCGUGGACGAGAGGCUGGGGGUCCACCCUUUGGGGUCUGGUCCCGUCUUGCACCUUGGGGGCUCCAGCCCCCCUAAAAUUAAAUUUCUGCAGCAUCCCUUUAGCUUUGAGUCUCCCCAGACCCCUGAACCCAGAAAAAGCACUCGAUGCGCGCUACACCCAGAAGAACCGCACAGCCGCAGGUGCCCCUCCUCGGAGGACAGCCACACGCUAUACUGGCUCUCCACUGGCUCUCUGGGCCACCCCCGGGACUCAGGGCAGACGAAAGCCACCCCUAGCACACAGCAGGACCCCCCAAAUUACUCACUAUAGGGGGUCUGUGCCAUAGGCCACACAGAGCUACCUUGUGGGGACUUACCGGGGGUGUCCCCCGCAUGCCUGUACCCCAGAUGAGUGGGGGCCGGCCUUGCCCAUCCUGCCCUCCUCCGGCCAAGGGACCCUGGUGGGGGUGGUCCCUUCCCACUGCUGGAUCCGGACUUUUUAAAUAAAAACAAGUAAAAUUUGUGUUUUAA
Mandrillus leucophaeus (drill) is the source of this 1280-nucleotide messenger RNA. It is a transcript of the gene HMG20B, whose product is annotated as high mobility group 20B. Gene Ontology annotation, cellular component: nucleus. Bases 280 to 708 code for a protein of 142 amino acids. The record is from RefSeq and is a predicted model, not a curated record. The transcript is spliced from 8 exons. Gene Ontology annotation, biological process: regulation of gene expression. Lineage: Eukaryota; Metazoa; Chordata; Mammalia; Primates; Cercopithecidae.